AUGGCAUUCACUCACCGACUGGCCAUUCUUCCUGGCGGCCUUGGUGGCCUUGGGUCCAGCAUUGGCCAAAAGCUCCGCCAACAAGGGGCAAGUUUGGCUAUCCUUUAUGCCCCGUUUGAAGCCUCCCGUCGCGAUGAACUCCUGGAAUCCGGAUACGGGGCAUACGGCAACCUAGACGAGAUUCGCACUUACGAAUGCGACAUCACUUCCCCGGAUUCUGUGAAGUCAGCUUUCAGUGCGUUGGAGAAUAACACUACUGUGCAGCGUUCAGGGACAUCAUCUACACCCGAGCAGGCUUUCCCAAGCAUGCUCAUCAACACAGCUGGAUAUGUAUCUCUCAGCGAUAUGGAGAUAACACCGCCAGAAGAAACGCUCAAGCAUUUGACUACCAACAUUUUCGGUCCAAUGCUCUGCUCACAAGCGUUUGCAAGGAUGUACAUUGCUGCCUCCGGCACUGCCAAAGGAUCUUCCAACUCCAACCCACCCGGACGAAUCGUGAGCAUAUCAUCACAAGCGGCACAUGCCGCGCUACAUCGACAUGGUGCCUAUUGCGCAUCCAAAGCUGGACUCCUGGGCUUGACGCGCAGUAUGGCCUCCGAGUGGGGUGGUAAGGGUAUCACUGCUAAUACGGUUUCCCCGACUGUUGCCUGGACAGAGCUUGGGAAGAAGGCUUGGGGGGAGGAGAAGAUUCGGAACGCUUUCUUAGAGAGCAUUCCCACCGGCAAGUUUGCACUCCCCGAGGAGGUGGCAGAUGCUGUGCUCUUUCUUUGUCAAGAUUCUAGUGGUAUGAUCAACGGCGCAGAUAUUCGAGUUGACGGCGGAUUUACGGUUCGAUAA
Messenger RNA from Penicillium olsonii, 837 nucleotides. Lineage: Eukaryota; Fungi; Ascomycota; Eurotiomycetes; Eurotiales; Aspergillaceae. The record is from the annotation of a GenBank genome assembly.